This is a messenger RNA of Austrofundulus limnaeus, 3217 nucleotides long. RefSeq names its product nuclear factor of kappa light polypeptide gene enhancer in B-cells inhibitor, zeta (gene nfkbiz). Gene Ontology annotation, cellular component: nucleus. The coding region runs from base 795 to 2084 and encodes 429 amino acids. NCBI's taxonomy places the organism in Eukaryota, Metazoa, Chordata, Actinopteri, Cyprinodontiformes, Rivulidae. The record is from RefSeq and is a predicted model, not a curated record. Gene Ontology annotation, molecular function: protein binding. Gene Ontology annotation, biological process: regulation of gene expression. The transcript is spliced from 11 exons.
UGGACACAAGUCCACUGUCUGAGGCCAUGAGAAAUAUCAUUAGUAACUUUCACCAGUGCUGUUUCUGUGCUAUUUUUGUCCCACUUAAAGUUUCCUUGAAGCCAAUGAAUUGUUUUGGUUCUUUUUUUGUCACUCCGUCUGUCGUAACUUUACUGGUGUGUUGGGGAUCGUAGCUGCUGGAGAGAUGGCCUCACUUUUGACCUUUUGGUCUUGACUGAUUCAACUGGCCCACAUCUUCAACCCUCCACCACCGUGCCUGACAGUUAUGAGCUGAUUUUCUCGUCGUAUCACCGUGAACGACUCUAGUUAUAAAUUAACUUUGCUCGUUUAUAGUUUGACCCCAUGUUUUCACUCCUGGACAGAACUUCAAACCUCCAGUUUUUCUUCAAUUUUCGACAACUUACUUCCUCUUCAGCCUGUGUGAGCUUCACCCUCGCAGUACUUGGAACACAGAUAAGCCUUUUUUUUUUCAGCCCCGCAGGGAAAAUCCCAACAAGUAUGAACUGUUCAGAGGGGGAGGAGCAAAGAAAGAAAACCAGGCUGAUCAGGUCUCUGCCUUUUAGUUUUUAACCUGCUGGCUCUUGGUGUUGGUGCGGUGUGUAACAGGCAGCCGACUCACCUGUAUGUCAGGAGGAAGUUGCUCCAGGUGUGGAUGUGUUGUGAGUAAAGAUUCCUCUUGUAAUUUUUUUUGUGGUGACAGGUAAGCAGGUUGUACGUGUUGUACCACCACAGACCAGUUAAUUCAAGUCUUUUUUGACAGCUUGAUGUUUCCCUCCAGGUGUGAAGCUCGAUAAAUGUCUCCCUUGGUGAGCAUGUUGGACCAAAGAGGCCAGGCUGUGUCCUCAGACUUCAAGUUCUGCCCAACAAAAGGAGAUUGCAUGAUUGAUGAGGCCAAACUCUCAGUUUCUAUCCAUUCAAUGCAGAAGAAGAACACAGUAAAAGAACUGCUGAUGUUGAGACGCCAGCAAUGGAAGCCUGAUCACAGAUUUAAGGUGGCAAGGUACGACGUUGCCACUGAUGUGAGUCCUCCAGUGCCAAGCCCACCUGCGCUCAUGAACCCAAACGUUGCGGCUAACUUCACCCCUGCUGUUCCUGAAAACAACUWCACGACCCCGCCGCGCAUUCAUCAUCCCUUCCAGCGUCCCGCUCUGCAGGGUCAAGAUGCUCCACCACCCGAGUUCAAGAUGACUCUGUUUCACUGGCAAAUCCAGCAAGAGUCCAAGAAGGCCGAGAGACUGAGUGCAGAGCAUCUGAACAUGCAGGACUCGGACGGUGACACAUUUCUUCACAUAGCUGUGGCUCAAGGUAGACGGGCUCUCACAUAUGUGCUCGCUGCUAAAAUGGCAAGAUGUGGCUCUCUGGACACAAAGGAACACAACGGGCAGACGGCUCUGCACAUCGCGGCUGCCACCAAUCAGCACCUCAUCGUCUGUGACCUUCUGACUCACGGAGCUCAGGUCAACAUCCGGGACCUGUGGGGUCGCUCUCCUCUGCACGUGUGUGUGGAGAAAGGCCACUUCCACAGCCUGCAGAGCAUCUACAGAACUUUAACAGGAAGUGGCCAGUCAGCUGAUGUGGAAAUGUUCAAUUAUGAUGGUUUGACUCCGCUUCAUGUGGCUGUCAUGUCCCACAAUGCUGUUGUUAAAGAGAUGAGGAGUCUCUCAAACCCCUGUAUGUACAUGACGUCAGAGCUGGCACAAAAGAGGCGCGUGUACGUGGAAUGUAUCAAGACCCUGAUGCACAUGGGCGCCUCCCACGGGACAAAGGAUCUGAAAAGUGGACGAACUUGUCUUCACAUAGCAUCUGAGGAUGCAAAUGUGGAGCUGCUCAACAUCUUUCUCGAACAGCCGACGUCACUGGCCUUCGUGAACGUCAAGACGUUCAGUGGAAACACGGCCCUUCACAUCGUCAGCUCUCUGCAAAACUACAAGAAUCAAGUGGAAGCCGUGAAGCUGCUGAUGAGGAAAGGCGCUGAUCCGGGGGCAAGGAAUUAUGAAAAUGAGCUGCCGUGUCAGCUGGUGCCCGAGGGCCCUGUGGGCGAAAAGGUGCGGCAGGUGCUGAAGGGGAAAUAUGUUCAUGUUUAAGUAAACUUUCACAGAACACUGUCAGUUAGACAGUCGGCUUUAUAAAAUAUCUGCCGUUACGCGGCAGAUGCUGGUUGUUUCAGUGAAACAUUUCCAUGUUGUUCAUUACUUUGUAAUGUUUAUACAAGUUUUUUUUUUUUCUUGGAUCUGUAAGUAUGAAGCAGGAAGUAAGAGGUUAAUUAUAAAUUCAACACUGAUUACUGUUUUAUGCCUGUGGCAAGCAGAAAAACACAAACAGCUCAGGAGUAAACUGAGAUUUAAAAAAUAUUCUUGGUGGGGUGGAGACUGAAGCAACUUUAUUGCUCUGACAGGAAAAAAAAGUUUUUUAUAAAGAAAAGUUUGAUUUUUCCAUGGAAGCAUCUUGAAAUGAGAAAUGACUAGUGAGUCCUUUGUGUUUUUAAAUUUAAUCUACAUUUUGUAAUAAAAUCAUCACAAAAUGAUAAAAUAUCUGUACAUUAGGUCAGCAUGUGUUAGACUAAUUACUAAAAAUAUAUAUUAUCUGAACUUUGAAGGCCAACAAUUUGCUUUGUUUCAUUUUUUGUUAUUUUGAUUUAAAAACCAUGUUUUACAGCACCAAAUGACCUCUCAAACUAAGAUAUUUUUACAGAUUUUUUCCCUAAAAUGCACAAAGUUUAAAGCAGAGAAAUGAAAGCAUUUCUUUUCUUCUAUAGAUGAAUCAAAACAUGUAAUUUUGAACAUGAGGCAAUUUGUUCAUAAUUUACAUUUAUUCUGUAAAUGUUAAACUUAUUACUUAAAAUUUGAAUUAAAAAUUAGCUUUAUGAAACAAUUGUUAGGAAUGAGCCAGUUAAAUCAGGAUACAUUAAACCUGCUUUAUACCCAGAUUUUUUAUUUUUUCUGCUUUGUAUUGAUGGCUGUGGAUUGUGAUGUGAUUACUACUGUUCAUCUGUUCUUUAGUGGUUUUUUUGUGUUAUUGUUUUGUGGGUUUAAUGUAGAAAUACCACAUUUUUGAAUCAAUAUUUUUGACUGUUUUUAUUUUGAAAAUUCUGCAGAUUUAAAACAAUAUAAUAGUCACAGGUUGUGGGAUUUGGUGUGAGGGUAAAUGUUUUUUCAAAAUGUAUUUGAUGACGUUUCAGUGAUUUUAUUGCACAUUAAAGGUGAUGGUAACAAACCAA